ACUGCCAUCCAGAUCCUCCAGAUCUGUGAAGCGUUGCGGAGUGGUGUCCUUACCCCUAGCCAAGCACUUUGUAAAAAUAAUCAAAUGUGGUAGCUAAAUAGCUAGAGAGCGUCUGAUUUACCUAGCUGUCUCCUCGUAUUCACUGUUCACUGUAGAGGAGCUCUCAGCUGGACUGUGGAUGCUUGUACAUCGCUAUCAAUAACACUACAAGGAGAGCUUUUUCUUCUGACCACAAACCUGUGUUCUGCGCAACAUCUCGAGAUAAAGUAACAAUCUAGUGAUAAUUUACCAGUCAGUGGAGACAGAAUGUCAGAGAUGUCUGCUGUGAAGACAGAACACUCUGGAACGAGUGCAGCAAAUGGCAGUGGCCUUGUAUAUGAGGACAAAGAGGGAAAUGAGAAUGUGAGACCUGAAGAUCUUUCUGAGAUGUUGGCAGCAGGGACCAAAGAAGUUCACGAGAAGGCUGAAAACACACAGUUUGUCAAAGAUUUCCUUCGGGGGCGCAUACGCAAGGAGCUCUUUAAGCUUGGGGCAGUGGCCCUGUACUACACUUACACAGCCAUGGAAGCAGAGAUUGAGAGGAACAAGGAUCACCCCAACUUUGCCCCACUCUACUUUCCCAAUGAGCUGCAUCGCCAUGAGGCGUUGGCCCAGGACCUGGAGUAUUUCUAUGGAGAGGACUGGCAGAACCAGGUCAGCUGUUCCCCAGCCACUCAGCACUAUGUGGACCGCAUUCAUGAAGUCGGGCAAGAUGAUCCUGUCUUGCUGGUGGCCCAUGCUUAUACUCGCUAUAUGGGUGACCUCUCAGGGGGUCAGGUGCUGAAAAAGGUGGCACAGCGUGCCCUGAAGUUGCCGCCUACUGGGGAAGGGCUCAAGUUCUACCAAUUUGAUGGCAUCCACAGUGCUAAGGCAUUCAAACAGCUGUACCGGAGCCGCAUGAAUGAACUGGAGCUGGACACUGACACCAAGGAGAGGAUUGUUAAGGAGGCCAUUUUGGCCUUCCAGUUCAACAUGGAGAUUUUCCAGGAGCUGGAGGAGAUUGGAAAAACUAUUCAGGAGGAUGUUUUAGAUGCAGGUCCAAUCCAUGGUGACAUGCAAGGAGACAUUAGCAAAUGCCCUUACUAUGCUGCCAAGAUGGCUGCCAGUGGAGGAUCAACAUAUGUUUGUCAAAUGGCCUUGGCCUUCCUCAGAAACCCCACAGGUCAAGUUCUGUUGGCUGCAUGGAUUGCUGCCCUUGCUGGAUUGGCUGCCUGGUACCUCAUUUGAUCCAUUCAUCCGUUGGUCGAAGAAAACCUGUGUAGAAUUUAAUAUUUUAUGCUGAUGUAGGAACACUUCUCCCUCUGCUCAAAUUGUGGUUUUAAGAGAAACGGUAAUACUUCUACUACUAGUGUCAGACUUGAAGGAUGACCUAUAAAAAAUGAGUUACAUAGAGGAUUUGCUUUGUGUCUAAUAGGCACGUUCUUCAUCCACUUCUACCUUUAAAAUCUUUUGUGUUACAUCUGCCUUUUGGUUGUUUGCCCACUGAUUUCCAUAUUCAUGUGUUUACUCAGUGUCUUCAUAUGGAAGGUAGCAUAGGUUAUUUUGAAUGAAGAUGUAGUUAAUCCUAUUGAGACUCUUCAUAUUAAGUUGAAAAUUACCAGAACAGUUACUUGGAUAAAAUAUUAUAAUUAAAAUAACAGAUUUAGUUAUAGACCUAUGGAAGCACAUCAAAACUAAAACAAACUAAUAUGUGAAAUGGCAGUGUAUUUGUAUGUUUGCAUUUAAAUUUCCCACUCAUAUUUGCAGUGUUUGAGCUCAACGGUCAUCUACAUGGUUAAUGAGUAGCUUUAUUUAAAUUAAAAUGCAAAAUUUCUGGAACUGCAUAUUUAUGCUUAAUGUGAUUAUGCAAUAAUUAUGUCAAAUGAUAAAACAGAAUUUAUCUUAUGUGCAUUUAUCACACUCUUAAUAAUUAAUUUAGAUUGCAUUAUCAAAAAAAGCACAAAGCUAGAAAAGGGCAGAUUCAAAUGUAAAUGGUGGAACAGCACCUCUUUGCAAUUACAUAUUCUUGCCUACUGUGCUCAUUCUGUGUCAUCAGAUUGAAUUUUCAUUUUCACAGACUUCCCAACCUGUCAAUCAUGCUGUCAGGGCAGGGCCAAUCUAAAAACAUGGCAGCUGAAGAGUUUGUAGCUACUCUCAUCUUAGCAGAUGUGGCGAAGAAGAGAAAUAUAGCCAAUUUUGAUGCUAAAUGUCUUUUAUACAUGACUCCAUAAAAAAUGGUUUAACUGAUCAUGUGGCGAAGUUUUUUGGUCUAGUUGAUAAAAAUGAGGCUAAACUUGGCUUCCUAUUUGCCAGCUUCUUUUUUAAAUUGCAAACAUACAAAUACAUUGCCAUUUUACAUAUUACAUUUCCAUUUUAGUUUUGAUACCGAUAUGCUUCCAUAUAGACCAGGCUCACUUACUAACAGUUUUAGUAAAUGUGUAAAUUUUAUUUGCUAAUUGAUCCAGAUUCACUGUAAGUCAUUCCUGCCUCCUGAACCUGCUUUUUAAAUAAAAGACUUUGUUAUGCAUGACCUAGUUUAUCUGCAGGGCAGAUAAUCGCUUAAAGGUAUCUAGUAUUUCUUGUAAUAACAGUUAAUAUAAAAGAUUGUAUUUUAAGAGGACAUUAAUAAAGGAAGGGCCCUGUUGGUUUGGAUUGUUCUACAGUUCAGUUUACUUACUUGAAAUGGUCAUAUAGUGACCGAAUUUUACUGUAAACCUAACCACCAUUACACCCAGUUCAGUUUGUAAUGCAUAGCUAAUGAUGGUUUUCAUUUUGUCUAGCUUUAUGUAUAAAGAAUCACAUUACUACUUUUUAUAGCAGGUGACAGUGCUACACCCAAAAUGACUGUAAUGGAUGAGCCUAAAGAUCUUUUGACUAGAAUAGUUAUUCUGACAGUGAAAUGAGAAUGAGUGUAUUGAGUUAAAUGAGUAUACAUUGGUAAUAAUUAUUUUUCCCCAGUAUGCUUCCAUGGAAAGGAUAUUUUUGACAGUAUGUGACUGACUGAUGCAGUUUUAAGCAGAAUGCUAUGCAGUUAUGUUGCACUGGACGGAGUAUGUUAACUGUCCUUUUCUGCAUCCUUUUACAUAACAGGCCACUGAUCGUUCUGUUUGACAUGCCAUUUAGCUCCUGUACCAUGAUUUUUUCAGUUAGUUAGAGGACAAGUUGUCACAUUGUUCCCUUCAUAUUUACACAGAUCUCUAGAUGUAAAAACCACUGUUAACAGUAUUUUUUUUCAAAAAUAAAUGUUCCAUUUUUUAUGAAGCUGAUAUAAACAAAAUGGUUUUUGAUAUAGUUACUGCUUGUGUAUGUCAAAUGGGCUGGUGGUCUUCUUGAGUACAUUAAUGCUGAAGUUCUAAAAGAAAGUCUUCACAAACUGCUUCUAUUUUGCACAUUGAGUUUUCAGGAGUGCACUACUAUACAGCAUCUUAAUUAGUAUGACUGAGUUUCUUUUGGCUGUCAGUUUUCUUUUUGUAAUUAGUUUCUGGUCAUGUAUUUUAAUAAAUGAAUAGUAUGAAAUGUGACAUUUUGAAACCAAAGGAUGAGCCACAUGCAGAUUUCCUCUUUGUGAACUUCAGUUUAUAGUUUCCAUUUUCCCAUGAAUCUAAAGCACAAAUGGAUACUUUGGAUUUUGUUCAUGCCAUGUAAACACUAUCUGUGGUAGUGUGUUCUAUUGAGGUUGAGAGCUAUUGUGUUUUUCUUGAAGGUGCAUAACUGUAGGAUUAUGUUUACAUUUACUGAAAAGAUCAGGGGUACAUUUUACAGUGCGAUUUAUGUGCUAGCUAGAUCAAGUCUGUCUAAACAUAAACAUUCAUACAAGAUAAUCCUCACUUUGGGCUUAGUUAUCUAGCACUGCUAAGAAAUCUUACUUUGUAGAAUACCUCCUAGGUUGCAUGUGUUACUGACAUUCCUAUGUAUCCUUUUUUCCAAAAGGCUUUUUCACAAGUUCAGGCCAGUUGGCUCCUAGGAAAUAAAUGCUAUGAACAUUGUUGAAUGAAUCACUUUGGCAAAAUGAUCAGGCAAUAAAAGAUCAAACAUCCAUAGAGUUUUAUUACAACACAGUGUGACAUACCCACAGCAGCUUCCAGAAGCAAUAGACCAGUUGUUCAUUAAUUCAUUCCUACAUAUUGCACUGACAUUGUAUUGAGGACUACAAUGUAACGGAACAGUUAACAUUAAUAGCUGGAUAAGUAACUGUUAUUGCUGACAAGGGUCUCUACUAAUAAAACAUGUAAUUCUAAGCCUGUCCUUCCAAAACUUAAUUUUAACAACCAAGAGUUGAGUCUGUGAAGAAUAAAAUCAUGAUUUACCUGAAUCAA
This is a messenger RNA of Colossoma macropomum (tambaqui), 4334 nucleotides long. It is a transcript of the gene hmox2b, whose product is annotated as heme oxygenase 2b. Gene Ontology annotation, biological process: response to oxidative stress; heme catabolic process; heme oxidation. The record is from RefSeq and is a predicted model, not a curated record. Bases 307 to 1266 code for a protein of 319 amino acids. Gene Ontology annotation, molecular function: heme oxygenase (decyclizing) activity; heme binding. The transcript has 7 exons. Lineage: Eukaryota; Metazoa; Chordata; Actinopteri; Characiformes; Serrasalmidae.